AUGAACGCCACCCGCCUACUCUUAAAGCCCCGGCUGUUCUACGCCUACCUCCCCGAUACCGUCGGACCCAAUGUCCUCGCUACGCGUCUCAAGGCCAGGCCUGCCCACUUGAAGCGGGCUGAAGAGGACAAGAAGUCUGGCAGACUCGAAUUCGGCAGGGGAUUUUUGCCUCCCCCAUCACAUCCCCUCUAUAACGACCCAGCCCUCCCUGUCGGUGCUCAGCCCAUGGCAGGCUCCAUCAUGUUCUUCCGUAUGGAAAGUCUUGAAGAAGUGUGGGACAGACUGAAGGGAGAUGUUUAUUGGACGGAAGGUAUCUGGGAUCAGGAAAGGACGCAAGUUGGAGAAUUUGUCAAGCUGCCAGGGGACGAGGCUUGA
Messenger RNA from Cryptococcus wingfieldii CBS 7118, 375 nucleotides. RefSeq lists its product as hypothetical. The coding region runs from base 1 to 375 and encodes 124 amino acids. The record is from RefSeq and is a predicted model, not a curated record. Lineage: Eukaryota; Fungi; Basidiomycota; Tremellomycetes; Tremellales; Cryptococcaceae. The transcript is spliced from 2 exons.